Messenger RNA from Bursaphelenchus xylophilus (pine wood nematode), 838 nucleotides. Lineage: Eukaryota; Metazoa; Nematoda; Chromadorea; Rhabditida; Aphelenchoididae. The record is from the annotation of a GenBank genome assembly.
AUGGACAAACGCGACUUCCUCCAAAUGUGGAAGGACAUUCCCGAACAGAAUGAGGUCCAAUUCCAAAUCAAUAACAGCCAAGGAUUGAGUGCCGGUAAGAAAUUUGGUUUUUGGUCAUCAGUUUGCCUAGUACAAUAUAAAAUUUGAAAUUUUAUGUGUUUUUUUGUUGUAGACGACAUCUGUCAGAAGCUCCAACGCAAUAACGUCUUCACUGUGGCUCAGAGGAAUGUGGACGGCCAGGAUUUGUUGUAUCAUUCCAUCAAGUACACCAACCAGAUCUACAUCUUGUCCGAGUUGAAGAUGCAACAAGGAAACCCGACUUUGACGGUGAGUUUAGGAUAGCGAAAGGCGAUUAGGGGUAAAUAGGAUGUUUAGAGGGGAAGGCUGUAAUAGUAGAGGAUAGCGGAAGACUAGUUUGAUAGAAAAUUUGUAUUAAUUUGGCCAUUUUUGGUGUUUUCUUGAUGAAAAAUCGAUAAAUUUUUGGUAUACGCAAAAAUCUUUCGCAAAAAUGUUAUUGUUGCAUUCGCCGAGUUGAAUUUAGAGACCUAUUCUUAUCGAAAAUGUUGUUUUCAAUUCCAAAAAAUCCAAUUUUUUCUUAUGAAUCAUCAAAAAAGUAGAAAAUAUUUACCGAUGAAUCAUCAAAAAUGCUUUACAAUGUUGCCAAGUGCUUUCAGCGUGUUUUAUUAUACCUUUGAACCCCAAAAAAGCUCUUAUCAGCGCAAAAUUUCAAGUAUACAACAUUGAUAAUCUUUUGUUUUUCCAGCUCUCCUUGAAGUCGCGCCACCUCGCUGCCAUCUCCAACAUCAACGAGGUGUACCAGACUAUCCUCAGCAACUAA